AUGUCAACCCUGUCCCCGGAGAAGAAAAGACUAGCCGACGGCUCUUCGGACUUGCCCUCGGACGCCGAUCAACUCGUGUUGACCUCCCCACCGAAGAAACCAAGCAAGGUUCCGGACGGUGUGCUCAAACACGAAGUAAUCGACUUGAGGGAUGACGAUUCCGACGAAGAGAAGCCCCGGACUGGAGUGGCGCGGAACCCCCUAGUCCAAGGGGCCCCCUACGGACGAAAGAUUGUGGAAGUACCGGAUCCGCACCCGUGGGAGGAAGACGUCAAGCCACCCUCGGCUGAAGACGCCUUCGUGUUGAGGACAUUCAGAGAAGUGUCGCAGAGUUUUGCGAUCAUCGUCCACGAUGUAGAGUAUCAACAGAAGGCUGAGGCCCUGAAGUUCUUCCAACAGUACAACGAAGACCGGUCGCACCUCCUGGAUGGUCAAGAACCCCGUUUAGUAGCGAUUGCUGACGCCCUCAUGGCAGCUGCAACUGCGAACGAAUUUCGUAACCAAAACGAGUUCCUACUAGGACGAGAGUCGCUCCAGAACAGCAACUGCUUCUUGGUCGAACUGGAGUCCUCUCGACGCCUCAUGCAACGGGACGCUGAGGUAGCAGUCCGGGAUGAAGUCCAAGCGAGUUUGGAUGAGUGCCAAGACCAAGCAAACCGAUCGGUGAGGAUUCGUCAAGAGCGGGUGGAGGCGUUGGAACGCCAGCACCCGGACGAUGUGCGUGCUCCCCAAGCUCAAACGGCACAGGAGCAGCAGUCCCUACUGGCGAAAUACACCAAACGGGAAGUACUCCGCGCGGCGGAAAACGAUGAGUUGGUGAAAAAGAAGGGCCUUGAGCUGAAGGCGUUACGUCAAGAAGUGAUGUGCUACGAAAGUCUACUGAAGAAGGCGAAAUCGGCGAAACUGGAGUGGCGAAAGCUGGCCGAAGAAAUAGAACAGGCCUGCCCCAACUGCGUCCGGUUGGAACAAGACAUUCUGGUCCUACAAGGCCAGUCUGUGAGCGAAGCUGAAGCGUACCGACAACGGGAAGUCGAGUCCUCGAAGAGCGAAUGUCACGGCCUGACGAAGGCCCUCGCCGAAAGCCAGGACGUGGCGAAGGAGCUGGAAAUGGAGCUCGACGUGCUGUCUGAAGCUACACCGUCCGGAAGCGACCUGAAGGCGAUCUGGCAGAUCCAAGAAGCGAAAGCCCAGUUGUCUUCAGCACAAGCAGCUUUGGAGGUAGAACGAGCGGCUUUGGCCGAAUUUGUUCGAACGAACCGGCUCGAAAAGGGAGUAUUGGAGGCACCCAAGAAGCUUAUCCGGGAACAAGAGGCCAAGGGUGAAGCCGGCCGACGAAGUCAAGAACUUUCCCUGGCGGAACUACGUAGUGAAUUGGAAAAGACGCAAGCUCGCCAAGAAGUCGAAAAGGCGGGAGUUGAACGAACUCCGGGUCUACACCAACCGAGCCAACCCUUUCCUGACAAAGCCGACUCUGGACCCUUAAUUGGCUCAGUACGGAGCGCCCACGAUAGCCCCGUCGGUCUCCUUCGCGACUCCCGUUGGGCUCUCACUCCUUUACCAGCGUCACCAAAGAAGUCGUCCCGAAUCAUGUACCUGGCAGUACGGGAUGGAACCGAGGACACUCACGACACUCUCGUGUAUGGAGUCAAAAUUCCAACGCCGCCGGUCUCGUUUGCACCUCCUCCGCGGUCGAACCUAGCCGGAGUAUACGAGCUACGAGGGUAUCCCACACCCGCCAGUCAAGGACACCAUGGG
Aphanomyces invadans is the source of this 1755-nucleotide messenger RNA. RefSeq lists its product as hypothetical. NCBI's taxonomy places the organism in Eukaryota, Oomycota, Saprolegniomycetes, Saprolegniales, Verrucalvaceae. The transcript has 4 exons. The record is from RefSeq and is a predicted model, not a curated record. The annotation marks the transcript as partial.